AUGUCGGCGGAUCUGGCCGAGCGGCUGAGCGCCCCAUCCCAGAGGGCCGCGUCCUCCUCCGACGCCGCGGCGGAGGCAUCGUCGGCUCGAUCGGUGAAGCUAGACCACCUGCGGCUGCGCUUCUCCUCCGCGGAGCUCGAGGCGACGUUUGUCGAACAUUCGUUCCGCGCUCUCCUCGGCCUGCACCUCGGCGCCGCGGUCACGCACGCCUUGCUUCAUGUUGGCCUGAGAGCGCUCGAGGCGAACGAGACGGGGCAGCCGUUCCCGAGGCACCUGGCCCUCGUGCGGUGCGCAGCGGCUACGACAUACCUGGCUCUCCGGGUGGGCGCCCACCUCCACGACGCCAAGAGAAACGCACGCGUUGCUUGGGUCAUCGGUGCGCUCGUCUCCCUCGCCCUGCUGCCCGCGUGGGCCGAGUCGAGCGCGUUGCCGAUGCCGGACGGCGGCGAGGCGGCGGGCGGUCUGCGCGGCCACACAGCCUUGUUUGCGCUUGGCGCUGCUGCGCUGCUGCAACCGCUACUUAUCCAGCUCCACUUUCCCGGGGUGUCCAUCCGCCUGCUCUGUCUCUUUGUCUCGUUUGCGGGACUGGCGGCGCCCCUGCUGAGCCCCCUCGCCGAAGCCGCACCGGCGCCCGGCGGCGCCAUGGCCCGCGACGCAGUGCGUGCCCUCGUCGGCGCGUGUGCGCCGCUGGCGUCGCCGCUGUUGCGUGGGCCUGACGAGGCGGCGGCGGUGGCGCUGCUCCUCGCGGCCGGCGCGGCGAUCGCACACGUGUUUGAGGCGGUGCUGCGGAGAGGGCAUCUGUGGCAGGCGUCGCUUCUCGUGUCGAUGGGGCAGCAGGUCGCCGCCGACUCCAAGCUCAACCACCUCCUCAAGAACAAGUCUGCCGAGGCACGCGCCGAGAUUGACUCGCUGCGACGGGCGACGGGGACGGGCCUGCCUCCGUCCGUGGCGGAGUCUGACGACGAGGGUCGCGAGCUGGAGCUGCAUGUGAAGCUCACCAACAACAACCAGCCGGGCGUGCCAGCGCUGACACCCGAUCAGUGCAAACGCGCUUUUCAGGCGGACGCCCCAGCCUCUCCUCCCGGCUCCGUUAGCGACGCAACAGAGUAG
Messenger RNA from Emiliania huxleyi CCMP1516, 1110 nucleotides. RefSeq lists its product as hypothetical. The record is from RefSeq and is a predicted model, not a curated record. The transcript has 4 exons. NCBI's taxonomy places the organism in Eukaryota, Haptophyta, Isochrysidales, Noelaerhabdaceae. The coding region runs from base 1 to 1110 and encodes 369 amino acids.